AUGAAUUAAAAUGAUAAUAUAAGCAUAAAAUGCCCAAAUUCAGAGCAUACUAACAAUGUUAAAUUAGUAUGCUUUGAUGAAUCUUGUAAAGGAGAGAGAUUAUAUUGUAUAUAAUGUAUAAAAAAUGGAAUUCAUGUUUCUCAUUCUCAAAAUUAAGAAGAAUUGCCUAAAAUGUUUGAACAUAUUUAAAGAGUUGAAAUUGAAUGUGAUGAUUUAAUUAAUAAGAUGACUAAAUAAAUGGAUUUACUAUAAUAAGACUUCAAUUUAUUAAUUCAAGGAAUAAGAUCUAAAUAUUAAAUAUCUACACAAUAAUUCUUAAACUUAAAUUCUUAAUAAAUGAACUCUUACGUUUAAUAAAGUGUAAAUUUCAGAUCAUUUGAAUUUGCAAUCAAGUAAUUAUUAUAAAUAUGCAUAAAUCAAUUCUAAUCUUAAAUAGCAAAAUCAAUCUCUGAAUUACAAUUAACUGAAUUAAGUUAUUAUCAAAUAUCUAACUUAUAUUUAAAUAAAUCAGAAGAAUUAUAUUAAAAAGGUAUUAAAUUUAUAAUUUAGGAUAUAAACUAUAUUCGGAUGAUAAAUAAUAUGAUGAGGCUAUUAAAAUAUUAGAUAAAGCAUUAAAUUUUAAUUCAAAGCAUUAAUUUGCAUUAUGGUGUAAAGGUAUGAUUAAUUUUUAGUGUAUUAGCGGAGAGUUUAAGAAUGCUUGGUUAAUAUAAUGAAGCAAUCAUUAGCGCCGAUAAAGCUUUGUAAAUAGAUCAAAAAAAUUGCAAUUCAUUAUACAGUAAAGGUAGAUUAUAUUUUAAUGCAUUAGCGGAGAGCUUAAGAAUGCUUGGUUAAUAUAAUAAAGCAAUCAUUUGGGCAGAUAAAGCUUUGCAAGUAAAUCCAAAAUAGUGUAAUUUAAUAAGUACUAAAGGUAUGAUCAUAAUUUAAUGUAUUAGUGGAGAGUUUAAGAAUGCUUGGUUAAUAUAAUAAAGCAAUCAUUUGGGCAGAUAAAGCUUUAUAAGUAGAUCCAAAGCAUUGCUAUUCAUUAUAUAGUAAAGGUAUGAUCAUAAUUUAAUGUAUUAGCGGAGAGUUUAAGAAUGCUUGGUUAAUAUAAUGAAGCAAUCAUUUGGGUAGAUAAAGCUUUGUAAGUAGAUCCAAAGGAUUGUUUUUCAUUAUAUAGUAAAGGUAUGAUUCUAUUUUAAUGUGUUAGCGGAGAUUUUAAAAAUGGUUGGUUAAUAUAAUGAAGCAGUCAUUUGGGCAGAUAAAGCUUUGCAAUUAAAUCCAAAACAUUGCAAUUCAUUAAGCACUAAAGGUAGAUUAUAUUUUAAUGUAUUAGCGGACAGUUUAAGAAUGCUUGGUUAAUAUAAUGAAGCAGUCAUUUGGGCAGAUAAAGCUUUGCAAUUAAAUCCAAAACAUUGCAAUUCAUUAAGCACUAAAGGUAUGAUAAUAUUUAAAUAUAUUAGCGGAGAGUUUAAGAAGGCUUGGUUAAUAUAAUGAAGCAAUAAUUUGGGCAGAUAAAUCUUUAUAAGUAGAUCCAAAGGAUUUUUUUUCUUUACGCAUAAAAGGUAUGAUUAUAUAUAUUUGUUUUAAGGCGAUUCAUUAAGAUUAUUGAAAGAUUAUAAGGAAGCUUUAAAAGCAAGUGAUUAAUCUCUAUCAAUCAACCCAAUUCAAUACAAAUGA
Paramecium primaurelia is the source of this 1656-nucleotide messenger RNA. Lineage: Eukaryota; Ciliophora; Oligohymenophorea; Peniculida; Parameciidae. The record is from the annotation of a GenBank genome assembly.